AUGGAUGACCUUCCAAAAACUUUAGUUUGCAUUUUAUCCGAGAGGCAAGAUUGUGGAGCGAAAGCAGAGCUCACAAAGUCAGUUUCUUUAGAGUUGGGUAAACCGUUGCUGAUGCUUUUAUCAUCUCUGAGAUCGCAGAAAUGUUCUUCCCCGAGUGAUGCAGAAGAUGCAGAUCACAGUAUGGCGAGCGGCCAUCUCAGGACGGGAGAAUCAGCUGCUACAACAUGGAGCAGCUUCCAGCAGACAUUUUUAAGCAUUUUUAAAAGCUUGCCGCUAUCUGCCACUUUGAUGAAUGCAUUAAGUGGUGUGGUGGAUGCUGCUGUUACUUACACCUCUAAUAUCAUGGCCAUGUUAAUCCAAGUACCGAUGGACUGUGUGAAAAUAGCAUUGCAGUUAGGAGUAAGAAUUCCGUCUGUAAAUGAAAGAGAAAGCUGCGAACAAGGAGAUCUCAAACAACUCAUAAUGUGGGGAAUGACCCACAACGUGAGCUGGUCCUUCACCAACUCAUUUAUUGACAUCCUUCUGGAGAACCUCCUGACCCCAGAACAGACCGUGUGCACAUAUCCUGGUCCAGAAUGUCAGAAUUCUUUCUCCUUCGAACGCGGUCUCCCAGAAGCAGCCGUUGAUAAUAGUCAUGACAUACUGCUUCGAUGUGCUCGGCAAAAGUUUUCUGAGCUCAACGAUACACUUUGUGGUGAAAUUCUCUACGGAUCUAGAGAACAAACGUCCACAUUGGUGCUCUCCUUGUGCCAGGCGCUCAGCUCGCUCAGCGCCCGGCAGAUCGAACUACUAUGGAGCAAUACGUGCUAUGUCAUUCAAUCACUGGUGUCCCCGUUCCUCGGCAGGUCAUCGGAGUGCAGCCCACUCGUUUCGCUCACACCUCCCCAACAAGCUAGAAAUGCCCCCAACCUCCAGCAGCUCGUGUGUAACUAUACCAGUUGGUUAGAAAACCAGGUGGUGGAUGGCGUCCUUGUAUCUCUGUGCAGCGACAACAAACAGGAGGAGUUUGUAAAGCAUGUCUGCAAUGAUGCCUUACUCUUGAGGAAGUUGCUCUCCAACCAGAUGAACAGUUGGUUGUAUGGCUACUGUGCAAAUUCCACAGCAGACCACGGCUACCUGGUGGAUCAGUUUUGUGUCUACCAGCAGUGGAUUGAUCAACCUACGGUUUCGGUACAGCCAAAUUUGCUGGAGUUCUGUAUUAGCCUAGACAGUCCGAGACUUACAAAACUCAUUUGUGAGCAUACAGGCUUCUUCAUGUUGUUAUUCUCCAAUCCGGAAAAUGCAAGGUUCAUGCCAAUCUGCACAACUGUGUCACUUCCACCACCAUUUCCUGGCCCAGAUCUGCUAUCAUGUCAAUACUCUGAGUGGGAAGAUGUCAUGCAAAUUACAACAGAUGUUUUGGCACAGUGUAUACGCAAUGAGCCCACGGAUUUUGCAGAGAAGGUUUGCGCCAAUAGAACCUUUCUAAAUCGCCUUUUACGUAAUCAGGACAAUGCCUGGCUUGAGGAUCAUUGCAGCACCGCUUUGAUCGUUCCACCCACGAUGGCUCCUCAACCUGUUCGUAUUUCGGACUGGUGCGACUACCAAUUGUGGAAGGAUCGACAGGUGGACGAUUCAGUGGUCGGACUGUGUUGGCAGAAUGACCAGCUUGCUUUUCAGAAGAAAGUCUGCUGUGAAGGGACUUUGUUAGAAAAGCUCUUACAGGACCCCAACAAUAAAUGGCUGAAUACUGUGUGCGCAGACAAGGAAACAGAGGAUAUAGAGUGUGUACCACAGGUGUGCAAGUAUUCCGAAUGGACUCGCCCGAUCAUUGUUGACAUGACUGAGUUGGCUCUCUGCGCUGAAAGGGACCUAAAAAACUUCACCUCCAAAGUCUGCUCCGAUGAGACAGUCCUUCAGAACCUGAUGACUAACCAAGACAACACUUGGUUGAUUAAUUAUUGUGCCAACCAUUCAAAUCAAGGUGAAGAUGGGGAGGGAGACGGUGAUGGGACAGGAUUCGACCCCGCGAAGCAGUGCCAGUAUACCACCUGGAGUGUAGCCCUCCCAGAUGCCAUGCUUUUGACCCUCUGCUGGGAGCAUGAUCAGUUCCACUUUGUCUCUUCUAUCUGCUCUAAUUAUGCCCUUCUUUUCCUGCUGGAACAUGAGCCCUCGAGCAUGUGGGUGAGCGCCAUGUGCUCCACAUACAGCAACCAAACGACCAUAAGUAACAAAACCUCCGAGGAACUUUGUCUGGCCAAAGAAUUAUUGAAGCAUUUCAAUUGGACCUGUCCUGUUAAUGUCACCGCAGUCUGCCACCCAGGGGCAAGCCAGGACACGGUCAUGCGAUUGAUUAUACGCUGCUUGGCCGAAAGUCUGAGAUCCAGGAUGGGGCAUCUACUGGCUCCAUCAGUAACUGCGGUCCUGGAACAAGCUGUUAGCACUUCUGUUGUGGUCCUGCUGGCAAUAGAAGAGAUUCAGAACACUUCCCUCCAUGUCAUCGAGAACAUCCGAAUUAGCGUCUUGGACUCUGUAGUUCGUUAUCUUGAAGGGGAGAACAACUUUGAAAAAAAGAGGGUCUUGAUGCAGUGUUUUGGGACAAUACUGACUAACUUGAUGCAGACAGCCCGGGAUGGAACCAGUCAUGAAUAUCUCAUUAUUAAGGAAUACUUCAACAUACCAUUGGCCAGCUUAAAGUCAGUGCUUAGUGAUUUGCACUUCACAACCGUCAGGCUGAUCCUCCAAUAUUAUACAAGAAAUAAGCAUGCACUGAAGCUGACAGAUAACUACCUAUCCACCCUGGCAUCUGUGCUGUUCAAAAACCAUCUGGCAAAGGAUGCAAAUCUGUUUUCAGAGCUGGCUCCCCUUUUGAAGGCAGCCAGUCCUACUGACAUCUACAGUUUGCCCUCUCUGCAAAACAACCCUAAUGUGAGGGAAACAAUAAACAACAACUUGGGCCAUAUGUCUGCGGAUCAGCAGCGAGCUUUUGGAUUGUGGUACAGUAAAAUUUUGCCGCCCUCCAACAUCACCACAGCUCAUCAGUCGCUCAUCAGGGACACUGGAAAUGUGAUAACUUACCUGCCCUUCCACAACUUCCAACACCUCUCACCUGCUCAGUUAUUAGAUGGACUGGAUGUAUUGCAAAGAAACAGCCUGACUUCCUUGAAGCAGGAAUUUGUGUCACAGAGCAUCAUUGGUACCUACAAAAACUUGACUGCUCACGACUUCAUCAGGCUUGGCAGUCUCUCAUGCCUGGCAGAGCCAAGUGACCUCCUGGCAUACCAAGGCAGUCAGGCUUUUGGAGUAAUCUGGGAUGUCAUCGUGAACUGCACACAUGACGGACGCACCCUACCGAGUCACUUCACCUCCAGUCUGUUACUGAACAGCACUGAGUUAAAGAACCCAUCCUCACUCAGUUCAAAGAGACUGGCAGACAUUGCAUACCUUCUGCCCUCCCUGGGAGCGACUUUCCUGCAGGGCCUCUCCCCGUCGCAGCUACUUGAAGCACUUCCUGCCCUCAAAGCAGUGUCUUUCACUCCUGCACAGGCUUCCUUAAUUGUUGACAAGCUGUCAACUAUCGACACACUGAGCGCUCCAGGCCGCCUCCAGGAUCUCGGCUCUAUCGCCGUGGGGGUAAAGACGGAGACGUUAUUGAUGCUGACAUCUGACACGCUGCUGUCAUCACUACCAGAUAUGGCGCAACACUCGGGAGGUCUCACUCCACCACAAGCAAAUGCCAUUGCCACCAAACUAUGGGGCUUUCCAGAGGUGAUCGACUGGUUGGACGAUGUCGAGCCACUGCUUUGUUGCACUCCACUUCUUAGUGUACUGCCCAGAGCUCGCCCACUAAUGAACAACAUCUCCAGUGCAUCCACUAAACCAUGGAACACACAGCAGGCUACAGCGAUAGUGAAAUCAGAGCUGGAUUCAAAAUCAAAUCUUCACAGUGAUUUUUUGAGUCUUGGGAUGCUCGGACAGGGCGUGAGCUGCCAAGUCUUGAAGGGGUACAUCAGGGCAGAUACAUCACCUGCAACGGUGAGGGAAAUCUUGGCCCUCCUCAGACAGCAGCCCAGUCCUCUGCAUAUCUCACUGAAAAGGUGUGUGAUUGAGGAGCUCUAUCAAUUUGAGUUCUUUUCUGAGCUGUUUGAAGAUUUAGGAGUGGAGAUUGCCCUGGCCAUGCCGGUUAGCACCAUUAAAAAGUUUUCUUCAAAUAAGAUGGACACUUUGCGGAAAAUGAUUAUUGAAGACCCUGUUCCAUUUUUCACAAUGUCAAAAACAGCACAGUUGCUUCUUGUGGAUAGGAUGCUGCAGAAGCUGGGCAUGUACACAGGAAUGUACACCGAGGAGGAGUUUCGCUCUCUAGACAUUAUGGCCACGUUUGUUUCAGAUGAGAUUUUUGUCCAGCUGGAUCGCACAUUCUUUGUGGACAAUCUAAAUUUUCUCCAGACCUUGUGCUACAGAAGCAGCAAGAUGGACAUCAUGGCACGCAUGCUGCUGGAAGAUGCUGUCUUUGGCCCUGCGAUAGAGACCUGGAAUCAGACUACCCUCAGUCACAUAGACCGGUUUCUAUUUUUCCUUCCUCAAGACCGACUGCAGAAGAUUUCUUUGGGUUUGAUGACUGUUGGCCGUAUUGAGAAGCUGUUCAUGAGCCAGCGUCAGUGGGAACGUGGGGUCGUGGGUCGUCACUGUUUAGAUGAGAGUGACAAGUGGCGGUUUGCUGAAAAGCAGCAAUUUGUUCUUCAGUUCUUUCUAGGUUUCCUAAAGAUAAAUCCACUGUCACCGGCUCCUAUGGUUCCCACCUGUGAGAUAUUGCGGACAACAGCUCCUUUUGCUUGGACCACUAACAGCCUGAUAAGCAUGUCGCCAUCAGCCUUCACAAACUGUCUGGAGCUGAUUGGCCAUGAUGCCCUCCUUGCAUCUUAUCAACGCAGCCAACUCUUAGAAAAAGUCAAACAAAUGUUUGGCCCAGUUUCUAACUUCUCCCAGUCCGUCAUCAGUCAGAUGGGCCGACUGACCCUGGAAAUGUCACCAGAGGAGAUCUGUAUGCUCCGACUGACUGAAAAGAGCAGCAUCGCUGCUUUGGGCGCCAUCAGUGAGUGGAGCAAGAAACAGCUGAUUGCAUUGUUCACAACAACAUUGAACUCCACCAAGUUGAACCCCAGCCAACUUGACUCCAGCACACUGGUGGCAAUUGGUUACAUGGUGUGUGGAGCUAAACUAACAGAAAUUAGCUCUUUCAAUGCUGUUGAGUUUAGCAAGGCGGUGCUCUGGCUGGGUCAGCUCAAACUGUCCUGCUCAGAAGAACAGCUGUCAGCACUGGUGGGCCUGCUGACCCACAGUCUGGCUUUUGGACCCAUCAGUUCAUGGGAUAUGGAGGUCUUCAUUGAGAUAGGAGUUUUGGCGGCUGGUCUCCAAGAUAUAGCCAUGUCGGCCUUGGUGAAAGAACAAAUAGAAGGAAUAACACCGAUGGCUAUCUCAAUGAUACCACCUGAUAAGUUUGCUGUUGUGUUCCAUCAGCGGCAGAUCAGUAUGUUCUCUCAUGAGCAAGCUGCGGCAGUAACAGAGGAGCAAAUCACGGCUCUGUCAGAUGUUCAGAGGACUGCUCUCUUUAUGGUGCUAACGCCUUGGGAGGACAAGCAUGUGGACUUUAGAGGGAGGUCACAGGGACUGACGCGGAGUCCCAGCUCUCUGUACCUGAUCUUGGCCCUGCUGAUGGCACUGAUGGUCCAGUCUGAGUUGACAUUCUCUGCUUCGUGACAUUGCUAUUCCCUGCUGGAUCAGGAGGCACCCACACAACCAAAGUCAAGUCAAAUGUAUUUAUAUAACUUUUAACCACAGAAACGUCUCAAAGGGCUUCACAUACCCACAAAUGACAAAAAAUUAACGACAUGGCCUGAUCAUAACUCCCAGCAGGCAAGGAAAAAAUAAAAAUAAAUAAACUGUAACAAGCCUUUUAUUUUGAUAUUCUAAAAUAUAUCUAUAAAUUAUUUCUUUAGCUCCCUUUAACCACAGUAGACUGAAUGUUGUCUUCCAAUAUCUUCCAUGGCAGUAAGAUUUUCUAAUACUGAUCCAUCAGGUCUUUGGAAUGCAAAUUAUUCAAAACCGUACUGCCUGCACCUUUAAAUUUCUAAAAGUACAAAUGCUAAACGCACAAGUAUGUUUAGUCCAUCAACAUGAAUAGGUUUGUUACAGGUAUUCAAGAACAAAUCAUUCGUACUGUAGUAAUUUACCAAAUGAUAGCGUAUAUAAUGUGUUUUAUAUCUGACAUUGAAUUGCAUUGUUUAAAGGGACCAAUUUUGUUCAUUUCUACCAGAGUGUCUUAUUACAUAUCAGUAAGGUUUAAGUAGCGUUAAUAAUACCUUUUAAAUCAUUCCAGGUGUAUGCCAUGCAGUUUGUAAAUUUAUUUAUUGGUAAAUUAUUAUCAAUCUACAAAACAGAAUUAUGAUUUUCUUUCAAAUAAUAAGACUGUCAUGUUUUAUACUGUCUACUCAGGGAAACAACACUCUUAAAAGCAACUAAUAAAGGCAUUCAAGAACUUGUAGAUUUUAUGAAGAAUUACAGACAAAAAAAAGCAACGAAUAAAGACAAUCAAAAACUUGUAGAAUUUAUGUAGAAUUACAGACAAAAUAUUUAUUUUAUUUCGGGGAACUAUAUGCAAUACCAUGUUUAUGUUAUGUGAAAGAUUAAAAAGAUAUCUAUACACUCCUACAAUGUGCUGAACUGAAUUAAAUACAAAAAUUCACAAUUGAAAUCAAUACAUUGUUUUAUUUCUGGUGGCAGGUUAGUGUCCAAUUUCAGUACAAUCUUGUUGUCCCUGUUUGCAAUUGAAGGGAAGUCUGACUGGGGCAAACGCCAUUUGUUUCAUAACAGACUUCAUAACAUGUUCAGUAACCUAAAUCAAUAUCAAUACCUUCAUCCCAUACCAGAAAACCUCAGGCUCACCUUUAACCUCACACGUGAAAAAAAAAAAACAUCCAA
Syngnathus typhle (broad-nosed pipefish) is the source of this 6957-nucleotide messenger RNA. It is a transcript of the gene strc1, whose product is annotated as stereocilin 1. Gene Ontology annotation, cellular component: cell surface; stereocilium tip; kinocilium. Lineage: Eukaryota; Metazoa; Chordata; Actinopteri; Syngnathiformes; Syngnathidae. The coding region runs from base 1 to 5736 and encodes 1911 amino acids. The transcript has 28 exons. The record is from RefSeq and is a predicted model, not a curated record. Gene Ontology annotation, biological process: cell-matrix adhesion.